GGGAGUUUCAGAUUAUAACCUGUGUGGAGGUGAGAGAUCUGUGCCUCCAGAGCCUGGGACAAGAAGACAUCAACGCCCUUGAGUUUCGCAAUGGAAAAUGCUUCCUGGAAUCCGAUGUCUCCGAACACGUCUUGCAACAGCCAAGAGGCCAAUUGCCCCCCAGAUGAGGGCAACGGGACCAAUUUCAUGGGGCCGGGUCCCUACCCAGACUUUUACAUUGCAGUUCCAAUUAUAUAUUCUGUCAUAUGUGCUGUUGGUUUGACAGGCAACACUGCUGUGAUUUAUGUUAUACUCCGAGCCCCGAAGAUGAAAACAGUGACAAACAUGUUCAUCUUAAACCUAGCCAUCGCCGAUGAACUUUUCACCUUGGUUUUGCCCAUCAACGUGGCUGACUAUCUUCUGCUCCAGUGGCCCUUCGGGGAGCUGAUGUGUAAACUGAUCAUCUCCAUCGAUCAGUACAACACCUUCUCCAGCAUUUACUUCCUUACCGUCAUGAGCAUCGAUCGCUACUUAGUGGUCCUGGCCACAGUGAGGUCAAAGAAGAUGUCCUACCGCACCUACAGGGCCGCCAAGAUAGUCAGUAUCUGUGUGUGGCUGUUUGUCACCAUCAUUAUUUCACCCUUCACUGUUUUUAGCAAGAUCGACAGUGAACAGGGCAGAUUGCAGUGUGUUUAUGUAUUCCCCCAUCCUGAGAUUCUCUGGUGGAAAGCCAGUCGCAUUUACACUCUCCUCAUGGGAUUUGCCAUCCCCGUUUCCACCAUCUGCAUUCUGUACACCAUGAUGCUGCUCAGAUUGAGGAACUUGCGGUUGAACUCUAAUGCCAAGGCUCUGGACAAAGCCAAAAGGAAGGUAACAUUGAUGGUGCUGGUUAUCUUAGGGGUCUGCCUUUUCUGCUGGACUCCCUACCACUUGAGCACGAUUGUAGCCUUGACCACUGAAAUUCAGCAGACCACUCUCAUCAUCGGAAUUUCCUACUUUAUCACCAGUCUGAGCUAUGCGAACAGUUGUCUUAAUCCCUUCCUUUAUGCCUUCCUGGAUGACAGCUUCAGGAAAAGCUUUCGGAAACUAUUAGACUGCAGAGCAUGAUCCUAAAGUCAUUGC
Callorhinchus milii (elephant shark) is the source of this 1101-nucleotide messenger RNA. RefSeq names its product neuropeptides B and W receptor 1. The record is from RefSeq and is a predicted model, not a curated record. Gene Ontology annotation, cellular component: membrane; neuron projection. Gene Ontology annotation, molecular function: neuropeptide receptor activity; neuropeptide binding. Gene Ontology annotation, biological process: neuropeptide signaling pathway. The transcript has 2 exons. Lineage: Eukaryota; Metazoa; Chordata; Chondrichthyes; Chimaeriformes; Callorhinchidae. Bases 91 to 1086 code for a protein of 331 amino acids.